CUUUUUGGUAAUGUAAAAUUUUAUAACCAAAAAAAAAACAGAGGACAAAACCAAAGGGGCAUACCCCGGAAACAAGAACACAAUCAGAACCUGAGAACAAGAACAAACUAUCUGCUCAUACAAGCAGUCGCGAGUUCAGAAAGUUCUAUGAUCGCUUACAGGGACAAGGGUGAAAUAUUAGAACUUCAUUUAUGGAUAAUCCAAAGGCAAAUCUGCAGAGGAAGGGGAGUUCAAUCCCCCUUGAAUCUUCCCAAAUCCUAUGGUCAAGCGAUAGGUCGACUAAAGAUUUGCGAUCAGCUGGUGGAAGCCCGGGCAAGAAUGAUAAAGAUAAGGACGUAAAUGUGCAGGUUGUGCUGCGUUGCAGGCCAUUGAGUGAGGACGAGAAGAGGGCAAAAACUCCGGUGGCAAUAUCUUGUAACGAGCAUAGUCGAGAAGUAUCUGUGAUCCAAAAUGUAGCUAAUAAGUACAGGGACAAAGCGUUUGUAUUUGAUAAUGUGUUUGGGCCGGCAUCCCAACAGAAGGAUUUGUAUGAACAAGCCAUUGCGCCUCUUGUCAAUGAGGCUCUCGAGGGCUACACUUGCACCAUCUUUGCAUACGGUCAAACAGGAACGGGGAAAACUUACACCAUGGAGGGAGAAGCUGUAAAACAAAAGAAGACAGAAUUCCACAACGAUGCCGGGGUGAUUCCAAGAGCUGUCAAGCAAAUUUUCGACACUCUUGAAGCUCAAAAUGCCGAAUAUGGCAUGAAAGUUACGUUUCUGGAGCUUUACCAUGAGGACAUAACGGAUCUUCUAGUCCCCGAGAAAGGCUCAAGGAAGCCAAUAACUGUCAUGGAAGAUGGGAAGGGAGCUGUUUUUGUGAAGGGCCUAGAAGAGGGUAUAGUUCACACAGCAGACGAGAUUUACAAAAUCUUAGAGGAAGGGUCUAUGAGGAAGCAUAUCGCAGAGGAGACUCUUUUGAACAAACAAAGUAACCGGUCUCACUCGAUACUCUCCAUUACCGUUGAAAUCAAGGAGUGUGCUUCAGAGGGAGUAGAGCUCAUCAAGUGCGGAAAACUGAAUCUUGUUGACCUUGCAGGUUCUGAGAAUGUUUUACGGUCUGGUGCAAGAGAGGAAAGAGCAAGGGAAGCUGGGGAGAUCAAUAAGAGCUUGCUUACUCUUGGUCGCGUCAUAAAUGCACUCGUUGAGCACUCUGGACAUGUUCCAUAUAGGGAUAGCAACUUAACAAGGUUAUUGAGAGACUCAUUAGGAGGUGAAACAAAGACAUGCAUGAUUGCUACGAUAUCACCGUCUGUGUAUUGUUUGGAAGAAACACUCAGCACUCUAGAGUAUGCAUACCGUGCCAAAAACAUCAGAAACAGACCGGAGGUAAAUCAAAGGGUGACAAAAUCUGCUCUGAUCAAUGAUCUGUAUAUGGAGAUAGACCGUCUUAAACAAGAGUUACGGGAAAAUUACCUAAAUGAAGAAGCUGUCAAGAAGGCCACGGAUGAGGAAAUAGAGCACGUAAAACUCGAAUCAGAGUUUAAGAACAAGCAACUAACGGAGCUUCAGGAGCUUUACGUUAAUCAGCAGAAGCUGUUUGCGGAAUUAAGUGAAAAACUUGGAAGGACACAGAGAGAAUUUGAUCGAACUAAACAAGCAAUGGUUUAUCUAGUAGAAAAACAAAGACGCGCAACCGAAACAAUCAAAGAAAAAGAAGACCUCAUUUUUAAUCUCCUUGGAUCGGAGAAAGCACUGACUGAAAAAGCUUUUGAGCUCCGUGCUGAGCUGGAAAAGGCGGCGUCAGAGGUAUCAAGCUUGCUCGCCGAAAUUGACCGUAAGAACAAGAUGGAAGACAGUAACAGAGUUCUUAUCCACAACUUUCGUGCUCAACUAGCUCAGCAGCUUGCGAGUUUACACACAACCGUUGAUGCUUCAGUAAAAGAACAAGAAAAGAAACUCAAAGUAGUAGAAGAAGAGACACAAUUGUUUGUAUCGACAAAGGCAAUGGCAACUGAACAACUUACAGCACAACUCGAAGAGCUGAAAGUUUUAUAUGGUUCCAGUUUGAAGUAUUUUGAUGAUUUAGAAGGUGAACUUCAUGGCAAUUCCGAAUCAGCCUUCAGUAGUCUAAAAUCAGAAAUAUCGAAGAAUUCAACUUCCCUAAUGGAUCUUUUCAGAAACAUGGCUUCAGAAGGAUGCGGUAUAAUUGAUGAUCUUCAAAAUAACCUCAACGAUCACAAGGAAAAGAUCGUUGCGUUUGCACAGCAGCAGCACGAGGCUCAUACCAGAACAUUGAGGGAGACCCGAUUAAUUGCUGCAACUCUAGGGAAAUUCUUCCAGAGUAUAAGCAUGAGUUUCGAAAAUUUGACCCUUCUAGUAGAAGAAGCACAUAAAACAAAUGACCAGGAACUAUGUGCAUUCGAAAAGCAGCUUGAGGAAUCUGCUAAUGAAGAUAGGCAACUGUUGGACAAAGUGACAGAGAUGUUAGCAAGUUCAAAUGAUAGGAAAAGAAAGAUGGUUCAAACAGCAGUGGAUGCAAUUCGAAAGAGUGCCACCAGUAGAAUGAGCAAGCUACAUCAGGAAAUGUCAAACAUUCACGAUUCGACUACUUCUGUCCAAGAAGAAUGGACAGAAUACAUACAGAAGCUCAGCACCCAGUUCAUCGAGGACAUAUCUGUAGUGGAAAGUGGGAAGGACGGCCUAGAAGACGGACUAAGAUAUUGUGUGGAAAAGGCGAAAACACUAGCCGAACAAUGGAGGAAUGCUGAAGAAUCACUUUCAAGUCUUGAGAGAAUAACAGUUGAUUCAGUGGACUCUAUUGUCAAGGAUAGACUGGAAACGAAUCAAACGAUCAGUGCUCAGUUUUCUUCUAUUGCCUUGUCAACAAUGGAUGAAUCAGAUGAAGCAAGCAAGAGUUGUCUUUCCUCUAUAGAGAAUUUGUUGAGACUUGAUCAAGAUACGACGAAGAAAAUCAAUUCGUUCAUUACUCCUUGUCGUGACGGGGCAUUAGAAAUGGAAAUCGCUGUCUCCCACAAGACCAUUGAAGUCGUACAAAACGCACAGAAAUGUCUGAUAGACGAAUACAUGGUGGAUGAGCUUCCACGUUCAACGCCACAGAAGCAACCGUUUGAUCUACCAAGCACGACAUCAAUUGAAGAGCUCAAAACUCCAGCAUUUGAGUCGUUGAAGUCGCAUUGGGACACUAGACCUAUAAAACAACUAAAUGGCGACAUAAACAAGCCAUUAGGGUUGUCUGAGGCUGCUCAAUCAUUGCAUCGCAAAUUUUCUAUCACCGAUAUUAACUAGUGAGAAGGGACAUGACACAGACUGCAAUGGGAUGCAACGAAUACGUGACACCAAAGUGUUAUCAUAGCCUUCUGCUUUUUGUAAGAUCUGCCUAAAUAAUUAGCUGCGGAAAUUCUAUUAGUCUCCUCGUCCUCCUCCUCAGUUUUCAUAUGAGUUUAAUCUGUUCUCAUAGUGAGAUUCAAGGGAAGAAAUUUUGAAAGACAACUAUUCCAAGUGUUAACCUCAUUUCCUUUUCA
Rhododendron vialii is the source of this 3523-nucleotide messenger RNA. RefSeq names its product kinesin-like protein KIN-5D. Gene Ontology annotation, biological process: microtubule-based movement. The transcript has 23 exons. The record is from RefSeq and is a predicted model, not a curated record. Lineage: Eukaryota; Viridiplantae; Streptophyta; Magnoliopsida; Ericales; Ericaceae. Gene Ontology annotation, molecular function: plus-end-directed microtubule motor activity; microtubule binding; ATP binding. The coding region runs from base 192 to 3287 and encodes 1031 amino acids.